UAUAACUUAACAGAAUAAACUAAAAAUCAUAAAACAAUAUGACUGGUUUUAAAGUCUUAGUACUCUUGUCCGUUUUCGCAAUUGCUAUGUCUUUGGUGGAAUCGUCACCCUUGGAGGUGGUAACCGAAAUACAGGAGGGAUCAUCUUAUCAAUCUGCAUUGGGCAAUACUUACUCUUCAGAGGUGGUAACCGAAAUACUAGAGGCAUCAUCUUAUCAAUCUGCAUUUGGCAAUACUUACUCCUCAGAGCUAAGCCUACCAACCGAAACAGAAGUGGGUGAACAAACUGAAGAGUUAAGCCGCCAGAAGCGUUCCUGCUAUACAGCUCAGGUUAGAACCCGUAGUGGACGCAUCAUAUCUGUACGAAGAUGCAAUGGUUAACAGUAUUAGUUUAAAACAUUAAAAACACUGAUUGAAUCAGUAAAUCUUAAUAAAAAUAUACAUUUUGUUAAGUAAUAA
Teleopsis dalmanni is the source of this 458-nucleotide messenger RNA. RefSeq lists its product as uncharacterized. NCBI's taxonomy places the organism in Eukaryota, Metazoa, Arthropoda, Insecta, Diptera, Diopsidae. The transcript has 3 exons. Bases 39 to 380 code for a protein of 113 amino acids. The record is from RefSeq and is a predicted model, not a curated record.